Culex pipiens pallens (northern house mosquito) is the source of this 2052-nucleotide messenger RNA. RefSeq names its product peroxisome biogenesis factor 10 (gene Pex10). NCBI's taxonomy places the organism in Eukaryota, Metazoa, Arthropoda, Insecta, Diptera, Culicidae. The coding region runs from base 1013 to 1981 and encodes 322 amino acids. Gene Ontology annotation, biological process: protein import into peroxisome matrix. The transcript is spliced from 3 exons. Gene Ontology annotation, molecular function: zinc ion binding. Gene Ontology annotation, cellular component: peroxisomal membrane. The record is from RefSeq and is a predicted model, not a curated record.
AGCUUAAAAUUUGAACCAUGUCCUAACUUGUCUCCAAAUUUCAAAGUGCACUUAUGUGCACUUUUUGAGUUAUGCCAUUUUGAACAUUUUGAUUCAUGCAUGAAAAUUAAUGAUUUCGCGUAUACGCUUGGUUAAAAUCACAUUAUUUACCUGCGGAGGCAGAAAUGACGUACCUGCUAUGUAUGUUUUGAAAAUGGUUUGAUAUUCAUGACUUUGUUGGUACUUAGGUACGUUUAAUAAAAUUAGAAAUUCCUAUUCUAAGUAUUUUACAGAAACGAUUCGUCGAAUAUUCAUAUCAGUUCGUUGUUGUGUUCUUUUGAAAGUAUGGAUAAUAAUACCGUAGUGUCCCUGUACGAUAUAACGAAGCACUAUUCUGAAAACGUGAGAACUACUUUCGAGUAUAUUUGUAAGAAUUACAACAUUGCAGAACCAUCACAUGAUCAACUCAGGGAAAAACCACCGAGGAAAAACUACGCAUGUUGUUCUGUAGCUUCAAAACGAGGUAUACAAAAGCCCAUAGAAGAAGUUCAUAUUUUAAGUAAUCUAACGACAAUCGGUUACAUAGUGAUUUUGAUUUAGAAGAAUUUAUCGUGGAAAACGUGAAUUUGCAAGUGGAUCAACAAAAAACGUGGACGAGAAUCCAUACAAUGUUCCAUAAAAUAAACCGUCUAAAAUUCUAAAACACCGCAAAAAUCAAAUUUUGAUUGGAGGGGGAGGGGGGGGGGGGUCUUCAAAGAGAGGUGGAUUUUAACUCAAGAAGAAGGGGAGGGAGAUUGAACGUAAAUCAGAAACUUUAACAUAGCAUAAACCGCCAUUCCGUGCAUCAAAUAGACAGAGCAAGAAUAUUAAAAUUCACCACAUUAAUGCAUGUGGCCUCAAAUAUAUGAAAAAAUCGAAAAUUAAACUUAUUUUCUGGAAAAAUAUCAAAAUUCAUUUGUUUUCAUUAUACUAAGUACAAACAACACAAAAAAGUCACAAAAAAGCAAAAAAAUAUUUUUGGCCGCUCGCUUAUAUGGAAAUACCCCAUAGUGCAUUUGGCUUCUCAGAAUCUGUCGACUUUCAUAAUUUGACAAAAUCCCCAGUUUCAGCCAUGUCGCUAUACCACGCCCAUGCCGGCCAGGCCGAGAUCAUCCGGACGAUCCAGAAGGAUCAGAGCUACAUCGAUGAAAUUCGGGGUCAGCUCAGCGAAAUCUUGCUCCUCGUAAGCCAAAGGAACUGGUUCAAGUACCAGCACUUGUGCAAACUGAUUGCCGAAAUCCUAUACCACCACUAUGCCAUCGUGAACAACCUGCAAACACUGGGCGAAGAGUACACCGGAAUCAUCCAGGUCGACUCCAACUACGUGAUGCUGCCGAAUAAGGCCUUGCAAAUUUUUGCCAUUCUGCUGGAAUACGGUGGCGAGCACGUGGUCGAUCGGAUUCUAACCCGGUUGCAAACGGAAAUCGAUCGCAGCGAGGAGAUACUGCCGGAAGCUAAGGAAAACUUGAACCGGAUGCUGGACGGGCUAAAGUUCAUCGUUCCGUACGUGCGAGGCUGCCACACCAGCUUGUUCUACAUCUACAGCGGAAAGUAUCACAUUUCGAAGCGACUGACGGGAAUCAACUACGUCCUCAUCCGGAACUGGCUCAAAGAGAACCACUCGAUCUACGGCUUCCGGAUCCUGGGAGUGGUCACCCUGCUACAGUUAGUCCUUUCCCUAAUCGUCAAAAUGGUGGAACAGCGCAAAAAGAGCAAAGCGGACGCCGCCAACGCAGCUGUCAAACGUGCAGCGCCAUCAGCAAGCGGUGGCGAAAGACCGAACCACUCCUCGGAGCGCAAGUGCGCCCUCUGCAUGGAGCAGGCCGUAGACCUGAGUGCCACCCAAUGUGGUCACCUGUUCUGCUGGGUUUGCAUCCUGAACUGGCUGGACGAGCGGCAGAUUUGCCCGAUCUGCCGGGAAGCGAUCAAGAAGUCGCGCGUGGUGAGGUUGCAGAACUACUAACACUGGAUGACAGCUGUCAAAAGUGACAAUUUUGAGGUUAGAAUUUGGGAAUUUCGGAAUGCAAAUCAAAU